CAGAUACGCCUUUCCUUUUGCCGCUUAGCGGGUCCGCUCCACUCCUUCACGACUCCAUAUUUUCUCUAUUCACUCUUUUUUCGUCAUUCUAGAUCCUCGAUUCUGUUGAAAUUUCAUCGUUUCCUUCUUCAAAUUUCGUCUCCUUUUCACUGGAUCUGAUUAUCUCCCCCUUUUUCGCCACUAAUUUAUACCAAUCGAUUCCUGAUUUUUCGUCGAAAGUUAUUAACCCUAGUUUCGGAAAAAAAAAGUUAGGGUUUCUGAAAUCGGAGAUCGAUUUGUGGGAUUUAAGUUGAAUUUAGCAGUUCUUUGAAGUUGAUUAGUGAGAUUUAGGGUUUAAUUGGAGAAACUAGGGUUGCAAUUGAUGGUGGAAGUCGAAGAAGGAGAAAAUGCAAGGGUAUUAUUAUGCAUGGGCGGGAAGACAUGUGUUUAGUUUCAUCGGCUACUACUGUAGUUGGUGUUGUUGAUUCUUCAACUUCUUUAUUCUUAAAGGAUGGUCGCAAGAUUAGUGUUGGUGACUCUGCUCUUUUCAAGCCUUCCAUAGACUCUCCACCUUUUGUAGGUAUUAUUCGUUGUUGGACUUCUGAAAAAGAAAAUAAUUUAAAGCUCCGUGUGAAUUGGCUUUAUCGUCCUGCUGAAGUUAAACUUGCGAAAGGCGUUGUGCUUGAAGCUGCGCCAAACGAAGUUUUUUACUCUUUCCACAGUGAUGAGAUUCCUGCUGCAUCAUUACUUCACCCGUGUAAAGUUGCAUUUUUGCCUAAAGGUGUUGAACUUCCGCCAGGGAUUUCUUCAUUUGUGUGUCGGCGAGUUUAUGACAUUACAAACAAGUGUUUGUGGUGGCUGACAGAUAGAAAUUUUAUUGAUGAACGACAGGAAGAAGUAGAUCAACUUUUACAUAAAACUCGUGUAGAAAUGCAUGCUUCAGCAGAACAGCAGCAAGGUUCCCGUUCGCCAAAGCCAGUGAAUGGCUCAGCAGCAACAUCCCCAUUAAAACACAGUCCAGAUAGUGUGCAGAAUAGCAGUUCUAAUCCGUCUUCUCAUAAAAAGGGAAGGAAAAGGGAACGGAAUGAUCUUUCUGUCGAUGCUGUUAAACGGGAACGGUCUUCUAGACCUGAUGAUGGCGACUCUGGUCUGUUGAGAUCCGAAAGCAAUUUAAACUUUGAAAUUGCCAAAUUUGCUGAGAAAGGCGGUCUAAUGGAUUCUGAAGCUGUAGCGAGACUGGUGAGACUCAUGCAGCCCGAAAAAUCUGAGAAAAAGAUAGACCUGGGAGUGCGGUCCAUGCUCGCUGGUAUUAUAGCUGCUACAGAUAAGCUUGAUUGCCUUAAUCAGUUUGUUCAGCUUAGGGGUUUACUUGUAUUGAAUGAGUGGCUUCAGGAAGUUCACAAGGGUAAAAUUGGAGAUUCAGGAAACCUUAAAAACAGUGAUAAAUCUGUGGAUGAUUUCCUAUUGGUUUUACUUCGUGCACUUGAUAAACUUCCUGUAAAUCUUAAUGCCUUACAGAUGUGUAACAUAGGCAAAUCUGUCAAUCAUUUACGCUCUCAUAAAAACUCUGAAAUUCAGAAGAAAGCGAGGAGCCUGGUUGACACAUGGAAAAAACGUGUUGAGGCAGAAAUGAAUAUCAAUGAUUCGAAAUCUGGUUCAAGUCAAGCUGUUCAGUGGCAAGGGAGAUUACAUCAAGAGAGUUCUCAUGGUGGAAAUAGGCACCUUAGUGGUUCGGACGCUGCUGUUAGAAGCUCUGUCACUCAUCACUCUUCCUUGAAAACUGCUGCGGUGAAACCUGGACCAGCACCAGGUGAGUCUAAUUCUAAAUCUGCGUCAGUGCAUCCUAGCAGUGUAAGAUCAGCAUUAUCACCUAUGUCAACUACGGAAAGCUACAAGGAUAGUCAACCCAAAAUAGCUGCUGGCGGCGGAAGUUCUGAACCUCAGACAAUUACAAAGGAGGAAAAAAGCAGUAGUUCUAGUCAAUCGCACACGAACAGUCAGGGCUCUAGUGAUCAGGCUAAAAACAUGGUUCUGAGUGGAAAGGAAGAUACUAGGAGGUCUACUGCUGGGUCUAGAAGUUUGAAUAAAACUGUAGGCACUAGUUCCAAGCACCGUAAAAUAGCCAAUGGUCCUUCAUCUGGUGUUCUCAGAGAAACUGCAUCUAAUAAAAGCUCAUCAAUUAGCAGAAGUUCUGACGCCGAAAAGGUGUCACAUAUUACUGUUGAUGCUUCUGUUUAUGAAAGCAACAAUCAUAAGCUUAUUGUCAAGAUUCCUAAUCGUGGCCGCGGUCCUGCACAAAGCAUUACUGGAGGCUCUUUGGAGGAUUCAUCCUGUAGAAAUAGUGGAGCCUCUUCUCCUGCUCUUUCCGAGAAGCACGAUCAGUCAGAUGCCUCUUUGAAGGGGAAUAAACAUGAUUCAAACCAGCUUCAUGAGGUUGAUGGGUCUUCAACCUCUGCUCACCAAAAAACCUGCGAGCCUAGGAAAUUGCCUAGUGUUUCAAAGAUUGCUGGCUCUUCGCCAUCCAGAAAUGAGAUCAAGUCUAGAAAAACACAUGAUUCUUCUUUCAGCUCCAUGAAUGCUUUAAUUGAGAGUUGUGCUAAGUUCUCAGAAGCUAAUGUACCCAUAUCAGCUGGUGAUGAUGUUGGAAUGAAUCUACUUGCCAGUGUAGCGGCUGGUGAAAUUUCAAAGUCAACUAUUUCGUCACCUGCUGUCUCUCCUCACAAUACGGACCACACUAGAAAUCAAAAACAGUUGCGUGGUGAUGAUGCCAUUCAACAAGGUCAGUGUACUAAUGCUGCUGAUGCUGAAGAUCAUAUGAAUGUUGCAGUUGGUUCAAAAGUUGAUGGGGAAAAUAGCAAACUGUGCAUUGCUAAAGUUGAAAAUUUUCACCAAAGUGUGGAAGGCUGCACAAAGAACAGUGAUGCAUUGGAUGAAACUGCUUCCAAAACUAUGUCUGCUGCAUGCUCUUCAGUAAGGAGCGGAGGUGAUCUUGUUUCUGUAACAAUGAACGGAAAAGUCAAAUCGGCUAAAGAGGAGAGUCUGAAUGACCUUCAAAUCAGAACUCAGGAAGUUGGUGGCUCCUUGGAAGCAGAGGAUAAGUUUAAUGUUGCCUCUUUUAAUGUUGAACCUGAGGAAAAAGCUCACAGAGAUUCUCCACUUUGCCCUCCGAACUGUGAUGAUGAAAAAAGCAGUGUACAUGAGCUUCAAAGAAAUUCCUCUUUAGAUCAAAGUACUCUUGCUGCAGCAUUGAAAUCUGAAUCUUUGAAUAAAAAUGAGACACCGAUGAUGGUUUCUACAAAUGCAAGUCUGCAUCUGGCAGCUGUAACUUCUAAUCACAUAAAAACUGAAAAAUCUGACGAUGUAGCUUCUGGUGACCUAUGUAGUCGGGCGGGUAAUAAUGUAUUCGAUAAGGAGAGUGAUCCUUCUGUACUCGUGAAAGAAGGUGAAUCUGGAGGUUGUUAUGCAGAUGUAGAUCAAGAAAGAAGCUGCAAGGAUAGAAAUAAUGAAAGCAAGGAAUCCCCUCUGCAGCAGUCUGGUACUUUAGCGACUCAACCUAGUUGUUCUGGAGUUGCUUUGCGGGUAACAGAAAAACAUUCAACUGUAGACUUAACCAAAUCGACUGCUAUAAAAGAGGAGGCUAAAGAGACUGGCGGGUCUGCUGCCGAGAAUGAUACUCUGUCACCUGCUUCAGGAGGUCCAGAUGUGGAUUCAAAGCUUGGUUUUGACUUGAAUGAAGGCUUUAACGUGGAUGAGGGGAAACAUGGGGAGGGUAUUCUGUCUUCUGGUCACUGCCCAGAUAUUGUUUGUCCAGGAAGCUCCCUACAAAUGCCUGUUUCAUUUACUUCAAGUGGUCUUCUUGCAUCAGUUACAGUAGCUGCUGCUGCUAAGGGGCCCUUUGUGCCGCCGGACGAUUUAUUGUGGAACAAACAGGAACUUAGAUGGAAAGGAUCAGCUGCCACAAGUGCAUUUCGUCCAGCUGAGCCAAGAAAAGCUGUGGAGGUGUCUCUGGGUCCAAACAAAACCACUGUACUUGAUGAUAGUAGCAGACCAACUCGCUUUCCGUUGGACAUUGACCUUAAUGUGGCUGAUGAAAGUUCUGGUCUUGAGUUCACUGGUGGAAGUAAUCCUGUAUCUGAUUUUAUGAAUUUAUCAUCUUUCCGUAGCUCUGGAGGACUCGAUCUUGAUUUGAAUAGAGUGGAUGAAUCUUCGGAAAUGGUCCAUGUUGGACGACGUUUUACUGGUGACAAUCAGAGAGUUGAAGGCUUGGCUCAGCAUGUUAAAUCAUCAACAUCAAAUGUUUUCUAUAAUGGUGAAGCUAGUAGUAAAAGGGAUUUUGAUUUGAAUGAUGGGCCAGCAAUUGAGGAACCUGUUGAACAAAUGCCAUCUAGUCUGCAUAACCGUGGCAGUAUUCCUCUCCAACCACCACCUUUGGGACCUAGAAUUAAUUGCUCUGAUACUGGGAAUUGCUUUCCAUGGUAUCCUCCAGGAACCAGCUACUCAGUGAGUAUGACACCAUCUGCUUUGUCUGAUAGGGACGCUUUUUCCAUUGUUGGGAUGGGUGGCGGUCCUCAGCGUGUUAUGGGUGGUCCAACCUCAGCAUUGUCAUUUACUUCUGAUGCCUACAGAGGAUCCGUGCUAUCAUCUUCUCCUGCGUUGCCUUUCCAAGGAGCUCCUUUUCAAUAUCCAGUCUUGCCAUUUGGGUCUAGUUUUCCUUUGCCUACAUCUGUCUUGGCUGGUGGAUCAUCUGGUUACAUGGACCCAGCUGUUGGUGGGCGCAUUUCUGCCAUCUCUUCUCAGUUGGUUGGAAAUGCGGGAGCUGCUCCGUUUCAGUAUCCUCAUGCAUAUGUCGUUUCUCGCUCUAUUCCAGACAUUGGCAAUAAUGGGGUAAUCGAAAGCAAUCAUAAAUGGGGAAAGCAAGGUCUAGAUCUCAAUUCUGGUCCAGGGGUGUUAGAUGUGGAAGGUAGAGACGAGUCACUAACAAUUGCAUCCAGGCAGGUCUCUACUAUUAGUUCACAGUCCCUUGCAGAGGAUCAAGCAAGGAUGUAUAGCAUGGGUGGUGGUGGACCCUUAAAAAGGAAGGAAUCUGAGGGAGGAUGGAAUAUAGAUAAGCUCAACUUCAAGCAAUCAUCGUGGCGAUAGAAUCACAUGAUGUUACCAGAUAGUGACCGUUGAAAAUUUGAAGUUGGUUUAGCUAUGUAAGUGCUUUAAUUCUGUUUAAAUUUUGUGGUAGAUUAUCUUUAGGCUAACUUUUAUCUAACACCGUUCUUUUUAUUGUUUUUCGGUUUGCUUGUGUAUCUUUUUUCAAUCUUAAAUACCUUUGUUCACAAUUUUUUGUGACUGAAAUAUUAACCUUCAGUAAACAGAUAGGGAUGCAUAUUGUUAAGGGACCCCUUGUUAUCUAUAAUCUGUGUAUUAUUUAAUGAAGGUAAUUGGUGGUUUUUAACUUAGCUUGUGAUCUCAGUACUUCCACAAAAAUCCAUUACCGUGCUGAAUGUUGCUGUUUUGGCCUGUGGAGCUGUAAGUCCAUGAUUCCAUAUCAUGAAGAGAUGCAUUCCUUACAAUUCAUAAGCCUUGAAAUUAUUAUCUCCGAAAUGUUAAAAAUGUUUUUUCAAUAUCACAUGUUGCUGGUAUGGUUAUCAGCAGCUGCGCUAGCAAGAUUGUCGUAUGGCUCUAAAUUCCAAUGGCCGGGUUGUAAAAAAUGAAGUGUUGGGGUGAAAGUGAUGCCUCAGGUCCUUUUUUCCCUCUGCUACUCCUGAAGCAAAAUUGGUUAAUGAUUAGUUAUCUUUUCCUCAAGAUUUGCUUUAAGUCUUAUUUUUUUGUUGUCUUGCUUGAUGUCAUUCAAGUUCUCACCGUUUUUCUAUUGAUGGCUGCAGAGUGCAGACCCAUUUUUAAAACAUGUAUCGUUAAAAAAUCAGAUCUUCUUUUUGACUUGGAUAACAUCUUUGGUUACUGUAUAGCGUCAAAGUUCCAUGUAUUAACUUGUUGAAUCAAUUUGGUAGUUUUGGUCCAUAUUGCAAUCAUCUAACUACAGUUCACUUGUUCUGUUUCAGUUUGUAAAAGAUGGAAUCAGGCUAACUACCAAGAUGUCAUCGUCUAACUCUCGUCAUAAAAGGAUGGUGGUAAGUGGGUAAACGGACGUGUUCAUAAAUCUCCGACCCCCAUUUCCUGUUGUAUAAUUCAGUUUACUUGGAAAAGAAAAUUUUUGUGUUGGGGGUUCUGCUAUUCAUGCUGCAAAGCUAUCAUUGGGUGGCUUUUGGUCAGUUUUCCUUGUGUAGAUAGUUGAAACUAUUGAGAAAAAUGCCUGUUAUCCAAAAAGCCUCAGUAGCUUGAUACCAUUCGUUCCUUCUUCAACUUCCCAGCAAUGGAUGUUGAAUUUGUUUUACUGCUUUUAGCAGAAGUGUUUGUUUGUGCAUUUUUCUUUAAUUAUCCAUUCUUUCCCAGAUA
This is a messenger RNA of Amaranthus tricolor (Joseph's coat), 6423 nucleotides long. Its product is annotated as flocculation protein FLO11-like. Gene Ontology annotation, cellular component: nucleus. Bases 403 to 5118 code for a protein of 1571 amino acids. Gene Ontology annotation, molecular function: chromatin binding. The record is from RefSeq and is a predicted model, not a curated record. The transcript has 3 exons. Lineage: Eukaryota; Viridiplantae; Streptophyta; Magnoliopsida; Caryophyllales; Amaranthaceae.